Molecule: messenger RNA, 1326 nt
Organism: Oncorhynchus nerka (sockeye salmon)
Lineage: Eukaryota; Metazoa; Chordata; Actinopteri; Salmoniformes; Salmonidae
Product: disks large-associated protein 2
Exons: 6
Coding region: 1-1326 (441 amino acids)
Biological process (GO): signaling
Cellular component (GO): glutamatergic synapse; postsynaptic specialization
Molecular function (GO): molecular adaptor activity
Source: RefSeq, a predicted model, not a curated record
AUGUCGAAGACUCCCCCGCCGGCACCACCUCGCUCCACCUCCAAGCCCCUCAUCUCGGUGACGGCCCAGAGCAGCACAGACUCCACUCAGGACGCCUACCACGAGGGGAGGGACCCGCGGGGGAGUGUACUGUGGGCGCCGGACUGUCUGGGCGGCUCGGGUCAAAACCUCUACAACUCCACCGACAGCCUGGACAGCGCCAAUGUGGUGACGCUGGCCAUGGAGACGGCAGGGAGCAAGCGGCACGCCUCCUCGGGCAGCCACACCUCGGUGCAGACGUGUGACAAGGCGGUGUUGGUGUCCAAGGCUGAGGAAUACCUCAAAACGCCACGUUCCUCCAUAGGGAUACAGGUGGAGACGGCAACGGACUCGGAGUCGGAGGGUAAAGGUCUUCCUCAGUACCAUUCUGUUGGCACCCAGGUGGAGGAUAACAAACGGCAUGGCAGGUUCAAGCGCUCCAACAGUGUGACGACAGCCGUACAAGCUGACAUGGAACUAGAGGGCUUCCCCACCAUGGAGGACAAGGGACUGCAGUUUGGAGGGGGCUUGGGCUUCCGCGGGGGCCACUCAGAGCCCAGUACACCCACCCAGUACGGGGCCGUCCGCACUGUCCGCACCCAGGGCCUCUUCAGCUACCGGGAGGACUACCAGCGUUCCUCCAGCGGUCCUCCCAGUCCGCAGCCCGAGUCGUGGCUGACAGAGCCCUCUCUGGAGGGGGCUGAGACGGGCCGAGUGUCCCCCCUCCGCAGGGACGGCAGCUGGUUCAUGCAGCUCCUCCAUAAUGAAACUAAGAGGAUGGAGGGAUGGUGUAAAGACAUGGAGAGAGAGGCGGAGGAGCAUGACCUGUUGGAGGAGAUCCUAGGGAAAAUCCGGAGUGCGGUGGGCAGUGCACAACUCCUCAUGUCUCAAAAAUUCCAGCAGUUCUACUGGCUGUGUCAACAGAACCUGGACCCCAGCGCCAUGCCCCGCCCCACCUCUCAGGACCUGGCCGGAUUCUGGGACUUGCUGCAGCUCUCAAUUGACGACGUCACUGCCAAAUUUAAUGAACUGCAGCAGAUCAAGAGCAAUGAGUGGAGGCUCGUGGAGAGCCCAGAGAAGAAGACGCCAUUACAGAGGAAGUGGCCUCCCCCGCUGCCAAAGAGACCUCCGAAGGGGCGUGGCGGCGUGGUGCGGGAGCGCUCUCUGGACCUGCAGGACCGCCAGCGUCAGGAGGCCCGGCGCCGUCUUCUGGCUGCCAAGCGGGCGGCUUCCUUCAGACAGAACUCAGCCACGGAGCGGGCGGACAGCAUCGAGAUCUACAUCCCCGAGGCCCAGACACGUCUUUGA